UGCCAGUUACCAUGACUGCCUAAGGUGGCAAUUUUGGUAGUGAUGGAGGUCUGCAGAUAUACAUUCGAUGAUUGAGUGCAUCCUCGUGUCACUAUGGGAUUCCUUUAAUUUUUCGUCUCUAGUAUGGGUCUAGUUUGUUUAGUAUCAUACGUUCUAAUUGUUUUUCAGGCAAGAAUCCAUCCGCUGCAAAUGGCUUCGGGCAUGUCCAAAGAAAACUGUGCUGCAUUGCACAAGUGCAUUAAAGAGGUUAUUGAUAAUGCGGUUGAAGUUGGGGCAGAUAGUAGCCAGUUUCCUAGUAAUUGGAUUUUCCAUUCCCGCGAAAAGAAGCCUGGCAAGGCAUUUAUUGAUGGGAAGAAAAUUGAAUUUAUUACUGCCGGCGGCAGGACAACAGCCUAUGUUCCUGAAUUACAAAAGCUAAGUGGAAUUCAAGCUGCAAAAGGACAAGGUAUUCCGAAAGGAACUAGUAAGAAAAACAAAGAUGGGAAUGGUGAUGAUGAUGUCGAUGAACCAGGAAAUGAGGAAGAAGAAAAUGCUGGAAGUGUGAAAUCAGGAGGAGGGAUGAAGACAACCACGGUCAAAGGUAAAAAACAUCCUGCAAAAAGAAAGUCUGAUGGACGUGACAAUGACAGCGGUGAUGAUGACGAAAACAAUGACGACAAUGGUGAUAUUGAUGAUGAUGAUGGAGGUCAGAAGAAGAAAAGUCAAGGUAAGAAACCACCUGUAAAAAGGAGGUCCAAGGGAAGCAAAAAUGAAGAUGAUGGAGGUCAGAAGAAGAAAAGUCGAGGAGGUAAGAAGCCUCCUUCGAAAAGAAAUGCAAAGGAAAGUGGUGAUGACCAUGACGAUGUUAGUGAUGGUGGUAAUGAUGAUGAUGCUGAUGACAGAGAUCCCAAGAAGGUGAUGAGGAAAAAACAAACCAAGGUGACGAAGACAUCGAAGGAAAAGGUCGGGACCAGUCAAAAUGGUAAACAGCCAAAGAAGAGGGCCAAAUAGUUAGCUAUUCAAAAUAGUCCAAGGAGUUGAGCCUACUCCGUUCCAUUUUUCAGAAGAAGGGAUGAGAUGGAUCUGCUAUUGUGUUAAUAGUCUAACCCUUUUUGUGAACUUAUUAGGCAAUUCCUUUUUUUGUAAGUCGAUAUCAACCUCAACUGGUGAGGGAAUUAUUUGCGAUAUUUUUAGCAAGUAAACUUUGAUUUCUUAGAUCCUCAAGCAAGAACCCCAUUAUUUUGCUAUGACCUUUUUCUU
This is a messenger RNA of Ilex paraguariensis (yerba mate), 1239 nucleotides long. Lineage: Eukaryota; Viridiplantae; Streptophyta; Magnoliopsida; Aquifoliales; Aquifoliaceae. The record is from the annotation of a GenBank genome assembly.